Messenger RNA from Mangifera indica (mango), 829 nucleotides. Its product is annotated as leucine-rich repeat extensin-like protein 6. The coding region runs from base 207 to 635 and encodes 142 amino acids. The record is from RefSeq and is a predicted model, not a curated record. Lineage: Eukaryota; Viridiplantae; Streptophyta; Magnoliopsida; Sapindales; Anacardiaceae. The transcript has a single exon.
UGCCUUCUCCUUCUUCCCUUAAAAUCACUUCCGCCAGAAGCACUUUUCUCAAAAGCGCUUUUCAACCUUUCAAGUCUAUUUUACAGUCCCCAUGCACCUAAUAACGUAAGAAACUGAAUCACUUCUCUUCAUUUUCGCUCUCUAGAACUCUCAACCCACCUCCCAAAACGCACCGUUUUCAUCACUUCGAGCUCCAAGAUUCAUCCAUGGCGAUUCGAUUUUGCUCUUUCCGGCUUCGAAAGCUGGUCAAAACGUUCAAAGUUUUCAUCUUUGUUGCUGUUUUUGUGUCCCAAGUCAACGGCUUGACUGCCAGAAAGUUAGAGGAAUCCUCCACCGGCGGUGAUCAAGGCGAUACGUGCACCACGUCAUGCGUAGAAAGCCCGCCACCACCGUCUCCUCCGCUGCCACUUCCACCACCUCUAGAACUGCCGCCGCCGCCGCCUAAGAAGCCUAAGAAGCCUAAGACGCCUCCAACGCAGUACUGCCCACCGCCACCUUCCUUCAUUUACAUCACCGGUCCGCCGGGGAAUCUCUACCCCAUUGACAGUGGUUUCAACGGCGGCGAAAAAGCAUCUGCUGCAAGUUUGCUAAUUUUCAUCAGCUCUGGAUUGCUUCUUCUCUUGGCCUUCUGGUGAGCCUCAAAAUUGGUAAAUACGAUCAAAGCUUAGAAGAAGAAGACAACUUUCAUAGAAAGUAUAGCUUGAUAAUUCAUCUAUUCUCUUAUUUUAUGCUUUGAAUAAAAUUCUUCUCUUUAAUUUUGGAUUUUGGACUCAAUUGUUCAAUCAAAUAACAAUCUAUUACUGAAUAGUAGAUCCUUUUUUUAUUUUUA